CCACUACUUGGUGGAAAUGACGAUACUUCGGGACAUUCAUACGCUUCGACUAGUACUGCAGUAACAAAUCUUGCACAGAAUUGUCCAGAGGAAAUGAGAACACUACCGCCUAGAUCUCCGA
Molecule: messenger RNA, 121 nt
Organism: Dentiscutata heterogama
Lineage: Eukaryota; Fungi; Glomeromycota; Glomeromycetes; Diversisporales; Gigasporaceae
Source: the annotation of a GenBank genome assembly